This is a messenger RNA of Exophiala oligosperma, 1314 nucleotides long. RefSeq names its product ribosomal protein S16. The record is from RefSeq and is a predicted model, not a curated record. Gene Ontology annotation, biological process: mitochondrial translation. Gene Ontology annotation, molecular function: structural constituent of ribosome. NCBI's taxonomy places the organism in Eukaryota, Fungi, Ascomycota, Eurotiomycetes, Chaetothyriales, Herpotrichiellaceae. Gene Ontology annotation, cellular component: mitochondrial small ribosomal subunit; ribosome. The transcript is spliced from 2 exons. The coding region runs from base 475 to 906 and encodes 143 amino acids.
CGACACGAAAGUGAUGUUUUGGUAGUGAACCUGAAAUAUUCUCGAGGACAAUGUUAGCUGGUAAUUUAUAACAUUGUCAGUUUUUGAAGUUGUAAAUGGUAUAUUCGGAUACUUGACUCCGGACUUGUCGAUGUCAUCCGGUCGUCAUUGUCCCGCACAAGCACAAAAGGAUUCCGUAGCCUCGUCCUCUCAUCUCCCGCCAAUCAUACUCUUCCAACAUCGGCAACCAAUCGGUGAACUCCAAGAAUUUUCGACGAGGCUGUCGCUUUUGCACUUCUUUGCUGGUCCAACAACUAAUUACCCUUUCUCUACAGUCAAUCCCACCUCUCGACUACAUACCUACUGUAACAUCGGACCUUUUUUUUUCGGUCAAACACAACCCGCAACUGAACUGUACCCCCUCCUUUUUCCUAUCCUACCUCUCUGUCUGUCAUUGGGAAACCACGCCCGGAACAUACAGACACAACCGCAAGAAUGGUUCUGAGGAUCCGUCUAGCCCGCUUCGGCACCAAACGCGCACCCGUCUACAACAUCGUGUUGGCCCAGGCAAAGUCUGCCCGAGGCAAAAAACCCAUCGAGGUUCUGGGGACGUACGACCCCAUCCCUCGCCUACCCCUCGCCACCCCCGACACCCCCGAGUACCUCGCCGACGGGUCGACCAAGUUCGUUCCCCGACGGUACAAGGACAUCAAGCUCGACGCGAGCCGGACAAAGUACUGGUUGGGCGUCGGUGCGCAACCCACGGAACCCGUGGUCAAGUUGUUGAGCAUGAUUGGCUUGAUCGAACCUAAACCAUCAUCGGCAUCGUCGUCGUCACCAUCGAGAACGAUGCCAUCCUCAUCCCCAUCUACAGAAUCUAUCCCAACACAACAGCAACAGAAACCCGCGACGACUGCGACAGCAUGAGCGAGAAACAAAAGCAAUAACAAUCGGCCUCUCCUCCCAAAAUUUCUGUACAUCAUACAUAGCAUAGCGCUGGCGUUUUGGGCUCCUCAGUCAAUCGCAGGAGAAGAUCUAGGGAGAAGACCAUGAAGGUUUAAAGAUGGAAGACACAUCACUUGUUCUUGUACAAAGAAUUGGCAAAUGAAUACAACACUUCAACAAUGUCACUUUUUACAAAACGUGAAAACAAGAACCCAAAAUGAAUAAAGGAGGUGUACAGCAUUGUCACAUUGUUUACUUGCACGCAAGUCCAGAGCUGUCUGUCUGUCGCUGGGUCUACCAAUCACUCAAUCAUUGAUCGAUUGAGCAACUUCCCAUCUUGACCAUAUUCACAUGUGUCAUGGUAUCAUGUUUACAUUCACAUCUAUGGCC